AUGUGUUUUUGCUUUGCUCUCAAGCUCCAUAGUGGUGUAGCUACAAAACUGUGCACAGUGUUCUUCCGUCACAGUGUUCUUCCGUCGCAGUGUUCUUCCGUCAGUGUUCUUCCGUCGCAGUGUUCUUCCGUCGCAGUGUUCUUCUGUCGCAGUGUUCUUCCGUCGCAGUGUUCUUCCGUCACAGUGUUCUUCCGUCACAGUGUUCUUCCGUCGCAGUGUUCUUCCGUCGCAGUGUUCUUCCGUCAGUGUUCUUCCGUCACAGUGUUCUUCCGUCAGUGUUCUUCCGUCACAGUGUUCUUCCGUCACAGUGUUCUUCCGUCACAGUGUUCUUCCGUCACAGUGUUCUUCCGUCAGUGUUCUUCCGUCAGUGUUCUUUCGUCGCAGUGUUCUUCCGUCACAGUGUUCUUCCGUCGCAGUGUUCUUCCGUCACAGUGUUCUUCCGUCGCAGUGUUCUUCCGUCGCAGUGUUCUUCCAUCACAGUGUUCUUCCGUCGCAGUGUUCUUCCGUCACAGUGUUCUUCCGUCAGUGUUCUUCCGUCAGUGUUCUUUCGUCACAGUGUUCUUCCGUCACAGUGUUCUUCCGUCACAGUGUUCUUCCGUCACAGUGUUCUUCCGUCGCAGUGUUCUUCCGUCGCAGUGUUCUUCCGUCACAGUGUUCUUCCGUCGCAGUGUUCUUCCGUCACAGUGUUCUUCCGUCACAGUGUUCUUCCGUCACAGUGUUCUUCAGUCGCAGUGUUCUUCCGUCACAGUGUUCUUCCGUCACAGUGUUCUUCCGUCACAGUGUUCUUCCGUCACAGUGUUCUUCCGUCAGUGUUCUUCAGUCACAGUGUUCUUCCGUCACAGUGUUCUUCCGUCACAGUGUUCUUCAGUCGCAGUGUUCUUCCGUCACAGUGUUCUUCCGUCACAGUGUUCUUCCGUCACAGUGUUCUUCCGUCACAGUGUUCUUCCGUCAGUGUUCUUCAGUCACAGUGUUCUUCCGUCGCAGUGUUCUUCCGUCACAGUGUUCUUCCGUCGCAGUGUUCUUCCGUCGCAGUGUUCUUCCGUCACAGUGUUCUUCCGUCGCAGUGUUCUUCAGUCGCAGUGUUCUUCAGUCACAGUGUUCUUCCGUCACAGUGUUCUUCCGUCACAGUGUUCUUCCGUCACAGUGUUCUUCAGUCGCAGUGUUCUUCCGUCACAGUGUUCUUCCGUCACAGUGUUCUUCCGUCACAGUGUUCUUCCGUCACAGUGUUCUUCCGUCAGUGUUCUUCAGUCACAGUGUUCUUCCGUCACAGUGUUCUUCCGUCACAGUGUUCUUCAGUCGCAGUGUUCUUCCGUCACAGUGUUCUUCCGUCACAGUGUUCUUCCGUCACAGUGUUCUUCCGUCACAGUGUUCUUCCGUCAGUGUUCUUCAGUCACAGUGUUCUUCCGUCGCAGUGUUCUUCCGUCACAGUGUUCUUCCGUCGCAGUGUUCUUCCGUCGCAGUGUUCUUCCGUCGCAGUGUUCUUCCGUCACAGUGUUCUUCCGUCGCAGUGUUCUUCAGUCGCAGUGUUCUUCAGUCACAGUGUUCUUCCGUCGCAGUGUUCUUCCGUCGCAGUGUUCUUCCGUCACAGUGUUCUUCCGUCACAGUGUUCUUCCGUCACAGUGUUCUUCAGUCGCAGUGUUCUUCAGUCACAGUGUUCUUCCGUCAGUGUUCUUCAGUCACAGUGUUCUUCCGUCGCAGUGUUCUUCCGUCACAGUGUUCUUCCGUCGCAGUGUUCUUCCGUCAGUGUUCUUCCGUCACAGUGUUCUUCAGGGCUGGGUGUGGGUGCAGGGGCUGGGUGUGGGUGUGGGUGCAGGGGCUGGGUGCGGCGCAAAAGCAGGGGCCUAA
This is a messenger RNA of Knipowitschia caucasica, 1845 nucleotides long. Lineage: Eukaryota; Metazoa; Chordata; Actinopteri; Gobiiformes; Gobiidae. The record is from the annotation of a GenBank genome assembly.